Molecule: messenger RNA, 1404 nt
Organism: Oenanthe melanoleuca
Lineage: Eukaryota; Metazoa; Chordata; Aves; Passeriformes; Muscicapidae
Gene: PUDP
Product: pseudouridine 5'-phosphatase
Exons: 4
Coding region: 297-1001 (234 amino acids)
Molecular function (GO): phosphatase activity
Source: RefSeq, a predicted model, not a curated record
CAUCCCAGAGCACAGAACUGCAUGCAGAUGGUUCUUGAAUAUUUCCAGAGAGGAGACUCCACAACCUCUCUGGGCAAGAAGCGCUGUUCUGCUAGACGCCCCAAGAAAAGAAAUGGACUUUGCUUUAAAAGCAGAACAAGACGGACCAAAAGCGCCGCUAGCCGGGCCCGCCCCAAGGUGCUGCUAAAACCGCCGCCCGUCCCGACCGCCCCGUGCUGCUCCCGGCCCGGCCAGCCUCGCCCCGCGCGGGCUCCAUCUGCCCCGGCUGCUGCUGCGCUCCGCUGCUCUGUCUCGCCAUGGCCGCCUCCUCCUCCCCGGCGGCCGCGCUGCGCCCGGUCACUCACCUGAUCUUUGACAUGGACGGGCUCCUGCUGGAUACUGAACGUCUCUAUACAGAAGUAUUUCACGAGAUCUGUCAGCGUUUUGGAAAGACCUAUAGCUGGGAUGUGAAGUCCUCGGUUCUAGGUAGACAGGCCCCAGAAGCAGCAGAGCUUAUUCUAAGUUCUCUAGAUCUUCCAAUGACCAAAGAAGAGUUCUUAGAGGAGAGUAAAAUUAAGUUGGAGAAGAUAUUCCAUACUGCUGAGUUGAUGCCAGGGGUCAGUAAGCUGGUCCAUCAUUUACACAAACACAAGAUACCCAUAGCUGUUGCCAGCAGCUCGAGUGAAGCGUCAUAUCAGAUAAAAAUAACCAGACACAAAGACUUAUUUGGUCUUUUUCAUCAUGCUGUGUUGGGAGAUGACCCUGAAUUGAAGCGUGGCAAGCCACAUCCUGAUCCAUUUUUACUUUGUGCAAAGAGAUUUAACCCUCCUGCACCACCAGAAAAGUGUGUUGUGUUUGAAGAUUCACCACAGGGAGUCAAAGGAGCCCUGGCAGCAGGAAUGCAAGUGGUUAUGAUUCCAGAUGAAAAUUUAAAUCCAGAUCUUAGAAAGGAGGCAACACUGGUGCUGAAUUCCAUGGAAGAUUUCCAACCAGAACUGUUUGGUUUACCAGCAUAUGAUUGAUGCCUUAUGCCUAUGAACUUGUUCUUUACUGGAGAUAAAUUAAAAGUUAAAUGAAAUUUUAUUUUGAUUUUAUUAUUGUUUUUCAUCUUUUUCUCAAAACUAGAGCACAAAAAUCCUGUUAACACUCAGUCUUAUACACAUUACCUUUGAUAAAUUAUCUGGAAUGUUUAUGAUACGUCCUUUUGAUAAAUGCUAAAUUAAAGCAAAGUUAAGUGAAUCCAACCUUGUUCUAUUCACAUCAUAAUGUUUUCUGGGAAUAUUAUGAAACUAUUUAGACAAUUUAUUGUAACUGCAUUGGAAGCUUCUUGUUCUGUCUCCACCUGAAUUACUUACUGCUUACAUCAUAAUCAGAAAUCUGUUCUGGAUUGCCUUUUAUCCCAUUAAAAUGUUUUUGACACUGUUA